AUGGUGCUUCCUAGUCUUGUCCAUCAGAAUCAUGGAGCGUUUGUUAAAAAUAGAUUAUUGGCGCAUAAUAUUCUUAUUCUUCAGGAUAUUAUUAAAGGUUAUAAGAGGAAAAACAUUUCCCCUAGGUGUGUGAUGAAAAUUGACCUGAGUAAAGCCUGUGAUAUGCUUGAUUGGAAUUUUUUGGAGGACAUUCUCACUGAAUUCUGCUUUCCGAUUAAAUUCAUCAAAUGGGUAAUGGCCUGCUUGAAGGAUCCUACUUAUACGAUUCUAAUGAAUGGUAGGGUUCAAGGGGAGUUUAGAGGUCGGAAGGGUCUUAGGCAAGGGGACCCAAUUUCUCCUUUGUUGUUUGUUCUAGCAAUGGAGUUCUGUACCCGGUUGUUAUGUCAAGCUUCCUUGGAUAAGGGAUUCCGCUAUCAUCCUAAGUGUAAGCAGCUAAAGAUUGUCAAUCUUUGUUUUGCAGACGAUUUGGUCAUAUUUUGCAAGGGAGAAACUAGCUCAGUUCAGAUAAUGAGGGAUGGUUUUAAUGAGUUCUGCUUGGCUUCAGGUUUGUCUGCUAAUAUGGACAAAUCUCAGGUCUAUUUUGGAGGUGUGACUGAAAGAGAAACCCGCCAUAUGCUAGAGAGGCUCUGA
Messenger RNA from Humulus lupulus (European hop), 630 nucleotides. RefSeq lists its product as uncharacterized. NCBI's taxonomy places the organism in Eukaryota, Viridiplantae, Streptophyta, Magnoliopsida, Rosales, Cannabaceae. The transcript has a single exon. The record is from RefSeq and is a predicted model, not a curated record. The coding region runs from base 1 to 630 and encodes 209 amino acids.